GAGGCACAGGGCUGACCGCGAGGAAACACUUCACAACAAAGACAAGAUCUCCAGAAUCAUCCCAUCAGAUCAAGUUUCAAGACAUAUCUCCCACCUCUACAUGGGCACAUAAUCAUCAGAGCGAUAUUGAGCUUUGGAACUUAACAUGGCCAUUUGGCCACAGAGAUGCUGCAAUGGCUGAAGGAAGCUGCUUUGGUGCAUUAUAACUGGAUAUAUAACAGAACAAAUUCUGUGAAAUAAAGUAAACAAAAGGACAGAACAACCUCUGAAAUCAGCUCCCUGGAGCUGCUCACAGAGCAGAGCACCUUCUAAGAGACUCUUCGUGGACUGUGUGCACCAUGUGUCACGUGAUUGUGACGUGUCGCUCUCUGCUCUGGACUCUGCUCAGCAUCAUUGUGGCCUUUGCUGAGCUGGUGGCCUUCAUGAGUCCUGACUGGCUGUUGGGUUUCCCUCGUUCUGACCCCAGUGUAAACGGCGAGGGUGUGGACUCCGGUCAGUACAGGCCGUCUCUGGGGCUGUACAGCCGAUGCCUUCGCAUUGGCACACAAGGGGUGGGUGUCAUCUGCGGACCCUAUGCAGCCUCAUUCGGAGAGGUGGCCAGUGGCUUCUGGCAGGCUGCCAUGUUGUUCCUUUCAGCUGGUACCUUAGUGUUGGGCUGUGUGGCCUGUAUCUCCAUCUUCAGCUUGUGCUUCCAGAGCAUCCUCAAGAAGAGCAUUUUCAACAUCUGUGGUCUCCUGCAGGCUAUUGGAGGGCUGCUCCUGAUGGUGGGUCUGAUGCUGUACCCUGCUGGAUGGGGGUCUGACAAAGUGAAGAGCUACUGUGGUCUGGAGGCACUGCCCUUCAGGCCUGCAGCCUGCUCACUGGGCUGGGCGUUCUACGCAGCUAUAGGAGGAACACUGGCCACUUUCCUUUGUGCCGUUUUGUCAGCACAAGCAGAGAUUGCCACCUCUAGUGAUAAAGUACAAGAGGAGAUAGAGGAGGGGAAAAGUCUCAUAUGCCUGCUCUGAGCAUUAGGAUGACUUGCAAACAUCUUUUAAGUUUGUAUUUAUAGAAAGGUAAGGUAGGGUAGUUUGUUGAAAGAUGAAAUCAUAACACCGUCUUUGUUGACAAGCUUGGAUUGGGUAUGACACUAGCAACAGCUUUUGUCCUUUUCUCUAUGAACUAGCAUUACAAUAAUUAGUCAUUAUUUCACCUGCCAUGAUGUUUUAACAAUUGUGUACAGACUUGCUACCAGUUACUGUUGACCAGUUACAGUGAUCAGUUGUAAGACUUACUUGCUGACCUUUACUCAACAGUUGCACAGUUGUUCUGUUUUUUAAGCAGCACCACUUAAAGGGCUUAUAUUACCCUAUUAUCUGAUCUAUGUUAUAAUGUUGGUUCCUCAUCAACAAUGUACCCAGAGUUGCUUAAAGUGCAAACUCUGCAUAUUUAGGCUGAAUUCCUCUAUCUCUGAAAACACUCUGUUCCACCUAAUGAUGUCGUGGUAAUACAGAAAGCACUGUAUUUUUAAACUCCAUUUGAACAAUUUCAUUCCUGGAAUUGCCAAUCUGUACUGAAGAAAUGAUAAAAGGUAGCUGUUAACUUGAAAACUACCACAUCAUGGAACAGAGCAUUUUGAGAUUUUGAAAUGUAGAUUAAUAAUAAAGGAUUAUUCAAAUAUAUGUGAAUGAAAGAAAACACAACUCCAGGUAUGCUUCUGAUGACGUUGGGCUGUCGUAAGACAGGUUAGUUUUACCCUACUGAUGAUGUGUUGUUGCAAUAGGUUCUAAAAUGUCUUAAAGCUCACAAGAGUCAACUUUGCAUAAUAUACUUUUAAUUCACUUAAAAAAUCCUUGAAAUGGGGUUUGCACUUUGUCUCUGUAAUGAAUUUGUCACAUUUUUGUAUUGCUUCUUUUUUUUUUAGAAUACUGUAUAUAUUAUGAUGCUUAUGGUGCAAUAAUUCCGUUCCUGUGUUCAGCCGUGAGACUGUGAAGAUAAAUGAAAGUAUGCCAGAAAACACAUUUUAGAGAUGCACCUGACAUUGUUGUGUAACACUGACAAUAGAAAGUAUGUGAAUAAC
This is a messenger RNA of Boleophthalmus pectinirostris (great blue-spotted mudskipper), 2059 nucleotides long. Its product is annotated as LHFPL tetraspan subfamily member 2a protein-like. The record is from RefSeq and is a predicted model, not a curated record. Lineage: Eukaryota; Metazoa; Chordata; Actinopteri; Gobiiformes; Gobiidae. The transcript is spliced from 5 exons. Bases 339 to 1007 code for a protein of 222 amino acids. Gene Ontology annotation, cellular component: membrane.